Sclerotinia borealis F-4128 is the source of this 849-nucleotide messenger RNA. The record is from the annotation of a GenBank genome assembly. Lineage: Eukaryota; Fungi; Ascomycota; Leotiomycetes; Helotiales; Sclerotiniaceae.
AUGGCUCUAUCGACAUCGGGCGCAGGACAGGGGAACGAUCCCAUUCAAAAGGCGAACUCAUCAAUCAAUACGGCAUCACUCGAGAUGGACGAACUCAAACUCGAUACUUCGAAAAGAAUAACAGACGGCGCUGGAACUUCAGGUCUACUCAACGAUAUAUCGAUUCCGGAAACUUCACCCAUAACAUCCGAUUAUUCAUCCUAUCCAUUCGCAUCUUCAGCUUUACCUACAGCGACAACAACAACCACAACAACAGCGACCACCACGAAGAACGAAAUGGUUCACCCUUCAAAUCAAAACGCGAGACAUGGAGAUCAAGGCUACACGUCUCAAGAACAAUUAACCGCGCCAACUACCACGAACGACUCAACCUCAUCAGCCCCUCUCACACCACCACCAGCAACCAUGACGAAAAGCGAAGGCAAAGCCCCUACAACCACAACCGCACCUGCCACCUCCUCCUCCUCCCCAGAUACCACCCCCCAACCAACACGAUCACGACUCGAUUCCGACGCCAUCGGACCCUCGACCGACAACCCCCCACCCGCACCCAGCAGCACACUCGACGCCGGGCCCACGCUCAUGAUUACGCUCCUCCUUACAUCUGGAGCGCGGCACCCCUAUAAGAUCGACGAGAAAUACUUGACCAAGCGAGCUGUUGCCGUACCAGGUUUCACGGAGAAUGGGAGGGUUGAUCCUUUGACUAUUAGUGUAUAUACGCUUAAGGAGUUAAUAUUGAGGGAGUGGAGAGAUGAGUGGGAGAUGAAACCUAGUAGUCCGAGUAGUAUUCGGUUGAUAUUUUUUGGGAGGUUGUUGGAUGAUAAGAGUGCGUUGAAAGGUGAGUUUUGA